Gallus gallus (chicken) is the source of this 1883-nucleotide messenger RNA. RefSeq names its product ChaC glutathione specific gamma-glutamylcyclotransferase 1 (gene CHAC1). The record is from RefSeq and is marked validated. Bases 17 to 781 code for a protein of 254 amino acids. Gene Ontology annotation, biological process: glutathione catabolic process. NCBI's taxonomy places the organism in Eukaryota, Metazoa, Chordata, Aves, Galliformes, Phasianidae. The transcript has 3 exons. Gene Ontology annotation, cellular component: cytoplasm. Gene Ontology annotation, molecular function: glutathione specific gamma-glutamylcyclotransferase activity; gamma-glutamylcyclotransferase activity.
AACGGCGCCCGGCGCAAUGAAACGGGACGCGCAGAGCACCCAGGAGUACCCGGCCCGGCCCGAGGGGCCGGAGCCGCCCGCGGCACCCUCUUCCUCGGACCCGGCCGCGGAGCUCGAGCCGCGGCUGUGGAUCUUCGGGUACGGCUCGCUGGUGUGGAGGCCGGGCUUCGAGUUCACGUCGCGGAAGGUGGGCUUCAUCCGCGGCUACAGCCGGCGCUUCUGGCAGGGGGACACCUUCCACCGCGGCAGCGAGCGAGCGCCCGGCCGGGUGGUGACGCUGCUGGAGGACCGCGGGGCGUGCACGUGGGGCGUCGCCUACGAGGUGUGCGGGGAGCAGCAGGUCGCCGCCUCGCUGCAGUACCUGAACGUGCGCGAAGCCGUGCUGGGAGGCUACGACACCAAGCUGGUCAGCUUCCACCCGCAGGAGAAGGAGGCGGGGGAGCCCAUCCAGGCUCUCGUCUACAUCGCCACGCCGCAGAACCCCUCCUACCUCGGCCCGGCCUCCGAAGAAGACAUCGCGGCGCAGAUCAUCGUCUCGAGGGGCUGUGCGGGCCACAACGUGGAGUACCUCCUGCGGCUGGUGGACUUCAUGCGCUACUUCUGCCCGCAGGUGGAGGACAAGCACCUGUUCUCCAUCGAAGAGGCCCUCAUCGCCCUCCUGCCCUGCCUGUGCCACUCAGAGAAAGCCCUGGAGGAAGCGCCCGGCGUCCCGCAGAAGGCCGAAAGGGACAACUUCUUGCAGGGCUCCAGCAGGAGGGACGAAACGGUGGGGACAGCCUGAACUCCGAACUGACAGAAGCAUACGGGGCUGAGCGGAUGAAAGGAAAAGGGAGGGAGGAGGCAAAGGGGCUGCACGGUUCCUGUUACAGCCCUACCUGCAGCCACUGCUGCUUUCCAGGUGGGAAGCGGGGAUCCAGCUAAAGCUGUGCCCUAAGGCUUCAUUUUUGGGAUGAGACCUGGCGUGCGCUUCCUCAGGAGGGGAAAGAGGCUCAUCUGUGCACUUCUCUUAUUCUUUACGUUUUUAAACCUCAAAGACUGGUUGAGCAGGACUUGACUGGGUUUUAGCAGUAUAUUCACGUUCUACCUCAGGCUGGCCAAAGCCGUUGCAUGGCAGUAGAGCUUGGGCAGGCUCUGCCAAACGACCUUUUAUUCCCUCCCCUGCCCCACCUCCGGUGCAAUACAAAGUGAAUGUGCCUCUGCGGGUCCUACUUCCUGGUGUUGCUGAGGAUCACACUAAUGCACUUACUUUUCUAAACUGUUACGUCGUAUUUAUUAUGUGUUGUGUGUCUCCUUGGGAGAGGUGUCAGGCUGCUUAUGCGCCACUGUGGGAUGCAGCCCAUGCUCACCUUUGCAUUGGUGCCUUCUUGCUUUAGCUCAGUUUCCUGAGGCACUGAGCCUAUGUCAGUGACAGCAGCUUCGCUCCAGGCUUCACUGACCUUGUGCUGCUGCAGGCUCAGCCGAUGCUGUAAGAAACAGUCCUGUCUAGAAGCUGUGUGAAAGCUGCCUGAUGCAGCACUUUAACCAGCCCUGUCCUGGAUUGCCCUCUGGUGCUUGGCACAUUUGUACUUAACUGCAAAGGACCAUCGCUGAAAAUAAUGCAAUCCUGGAUCCUGCUUUGUCAGGAGAAGCAGAGGUACUGCUGCAAGCCCAGGCUUCUCAGCUUCACAUAUUAACAGCAUGAAAACCUAUACUACUUGGAAAGGAAACUGCUGCUACUGCAAUUAGCAAAAGAGCUGACCUGUAGCACACCUGACUCCUCCCAAACAUUGCUCUUUUUUAAAAAAAUAAAAAUAAAAAAUAGGGAAUGUUUCCAUUACUGUGGCUUGUAUGUGUAUGAACUGGUGCUGUGCUGUGCCCAGUAAUAAAACAAGCUGACAAAGUCA